Astyanax mexicanus (Mexican tetra) is the source of this 2372-nucleotide messenger RNA. It is a transcript of the gene e4f1, whose product is annotated as E4F transcription factor 1. Gene Ontology annotation, biological process: regulation of transcription by RNA polymerase II. The record is from RefSeq and is a predicted model, not a curated record. Lineage: Eukaryota; Metazoa; Chordata; Actinopteri; Characiformes; Acestrorhamphidae. Gene Ontology annotation, molecular function: RNA polymerase II cis-regulatory region sequence-specific DNA binding; DNA-binding transcription factor activity. Bases 58 to 2286 code for a protein of 742 amino acids. The transcript has 14 exons.
AUCCGCCAUGUUUUCCAGGGCUGUAUCGUUGCGACAGGGACGGCGAGCUGGAACGACAUGAGCGCAGACAAUAAUAAUACGGCAGAAACGGAGAGCGCGCAGACCGAGCGCGGCAGCGUCAUCACCAUCCAGAGCGCGCUGGGGGACGAAGAAGAAGAUGUUCACAAAUGUGGGAGAUGUGGAGAGGAGUUUUCUUCUUUGGAUGCUUUCAUUCAGCACAAGCUCAGCCGGAGCUGCAGGCGUCCUGUGCACGACCCAAAGUCGAAUGGUCCCAGUGAACAUGCUGCCCCCGAGGUGAAAGUCAGUGAAGAGCAUCUUUCAGAUGAAACAGAGAAAUGCAAACCAGACGAGGGAAGUAAUGUGGUCAGCACUACUACAAGCAGAAAGAGACGUCGUUCAGCAAAGGACCUGGCAGAGUGUGAAGAUGGAGAUGUUCAGACUUCAGAUAAUACUAAACUUGUUGUGAGGCUAACAGCAGAUGGACGCUACAUUUGUCAUAUUUGUGAGAAGACUUUUAAAACGACAAAUAUCUUAAGGACACAUUUGUUCACUCACACAGACAGAAAGGAUUUUAAGUGUGAGCUGUGUGAUACAGCAUUCAGGACCAAGGGCUCAUUGAUUCGUCACAAACGGCGGCACACAGAUGAACGACCUUACCGGUGCAAUCAGUGCGGUCUUUCCUUCAGAGAGUCCGGUGCACUGACCAGACACCUGAAGUCCCUCACUCCCUGCACAGAGAAGAUCCGUUACAGCCAGUGCAAAGAGAUCCUCGUCAGCAAAUAUGGCGUUCGCACAGAAGUGCAGCAGGCUGCUGUGCACCCUCAGAAAGAGCAGCCACUGCCUGUGGUCAGUAUGGUGGAGGCUGCCCAGCAUGGCAUUCACAUACAGGUGGUGGAAGACCUAGGACAACUGCACCAGGUGGUGUCGCAGCCUCAAACUGAAGACAUUGUGGAGGGAGACGGUUUAAUCUGCCAGGCCAUCAUUGAUUCAGGCAUUGCUUUGGAAAACCAAGCCGCAGAGGCGGCAGUGCAGGCGGAAGCACAGUCACCUAAAGAAGACCUGCAAAGUUCUCCUGAGGCUGAGGCCAGACUGACAGAGAUUCAGGUGACCGAGGAGUGUGUGGAGUUGGAGGAAGAGACUGUGGAUUCCUCAGAGAAAGAAGGAGGAGAAACAGCGCCACCCAAAUCCCACAAAUGCCCUCACUGCGAUCGGUCAUUCAGAACAACAUCUCACCUGCGCAUUCACAUCAAAGGCCAUGUCGGCCAGGGUCUUCCUUUCUCGGCAGGCUAUAAGCCGUUUAAGUGUCUCACGUGUCAGAAGGAGUUUCUGACCGGCUACAUGCUGAAGAAGCACAUGGAGAUGCACGUGAGCGACCGCAGAUACAAGUGUGGUGAGUGCGGCAAGCUGUUCAAAGCCAUCGGGCAUGUGCGGGAACACAUGCGGGCACAUUCCAGUGACCGGCCUCACCACUGCAGUUAUUGCGAAAAGAGCUACAAGACGAAGAACGCACUCCAGGUCCACCAGCGCACGCACGGUGAGGAUAAACCAUUUGUGUGUCCACACUGCUCACGAGGUUUUCGGGAAAAGGGCGCGCUUGUGCGCCACAUUCGGCACCACACCGGCGAGAAACCGUUUAAAUGCUCCAAAUGUGGGCGGGGCUUCGCUGAACACGGAACUCUUAACAGACAUUUACGCUCUAAAGGGGGCUGUUUUGCACUGCAGCAGAAGGAGCCAGAGCAGGUGUUGAGUUCUGAGGAGCAGCAGGAGACGGCAGACAAUGUGGCAGCCACCAUAAUCACCGACGAUCCACACACGGUGCUGGUGGAGUUUUCCUCUGUGGUGGCUGAUACUCAGGAGUACAUCAUAGGAACACCAGCUGAUGAAGCAGACCAAGGCGAAGAGGUGUCCAUUAUUCAGGAUGGUCAUAAUCAAAUGGACAGCCACAUCAUGAAAGUGGUGCAGCAGAUCGUGAGCCAGUCGCACGGUAGCCACCAGAUCAUCGUACGAAACGUGGGUGCCAACGAGAGCCCCAGCGUGUCCGACUGCGGCGACACCAUCACCAUCGCCACGCCCGAGAGCCUCACCGAGCAGGUGGCCAUGACUUUGGCCAACGCCAUCGGUGACGGUACCAUCCUCACGACAUCAACCACAGAGGGCGCUGUGGAGACGCAGCACGCCACUGUCACUAUGGUGGCUGCUGAAGAUGUAGAGUUGAUGCAGCAGCAGGAGCAGUAUGUCAUUGCAUCGCCUGACGACAUGGAGAUUCAGACAGUGGUGGUGGUCUGAGAAGAAUCUCUGUUGAAUCAGAGAACUCUGGGAAAUGCAGUCUCCCAAGGAGAUGCUCAUUGUUGCCUCUAGGCUUGAACAAAGAA